CUCUGACUUUCCAAGAGCCUAACUCCACAGCCAGGUCAUUUUUGAUGGUACUUCACUUUUAUUGAUCGGUUUGUCUUUUUCAUCCUCGCUUUGCUCUUUCUCUCUCUCUCUUUCUGUUGCUGUAGGAUCCUGUGGUCCCGAGGGAAGUGUAUGUCAGAUGGUGGUGGCGCAGGCUCUCUAAACUGAACUAUGGCCGCUCUGCCGUUCUGAGGCUAACGGCAUCUCUCCUAGCUGCUUGACAUCAUCUCUUGGACUUACAGACCUGCACAGAACCUCAGCGGCUGCAGCAGAUAAUCAGGAUCCUCCAAGACCUGAGCUGGGUGUGUCAUAUAAGAGAGACGUCCAAAACAAGCAAGGCUCCUCCAAGACCAGGAUUGAAAGCCACUGAUGUAGAAACGCAAGCGGGACGUUUGAUGUGCACUUUGCGACUCAGUUUAGUUUAGGAUUACCAGCAGUCCACCCCGGGAGGAAUUCGGGUUUGAUUCAUGCGAAAGCAUCUCCAGCAGCCUCUUGGUGGUUUUGGGUUGCGAUGGCAUGCCCAAUAUUGCGUUGUCGAGGCGCAGAGAUGCUAUGUCAGUAGUGUAUCACGUGCCCACAAGCUCCCUGUCUCGCGCCUGUGUCUGAAGCACCGUCUGAGCCUCCUCCCUCCCUCAUCUCAGCGAGCAACGGCAGCACGAGAACAAUUCGAAUCAGCAAUCAUGCGGUCGCGCGGAGAAUACGCCCAUCUUCGCGCCUCCCUUCCUGAGCGAGGUCCUUAAAUGACCCACGAACACUAAGGAGCUCGGGCUUUCCCUGUCCGGAUCAUGGCAUGCGCCCCAUCCCGGACUUCCACACGCGCGGCGCCGAGGCUCGAGAGCAGUGAACAUGGGAAUCAGGUCCAGAAAUGCCACUAACGGUGCCGAGGACUCGCGCGAGCGGAAAAAAGCGCUGGCAGCAGACCUGGAGCAGUGCGCGGGACAGGAACGGGACGGCGCGCUGCUGCUCGUCGGCUCGGGCAGGGAACCGGACUUCAAACGGGGCUCGCAGAACAUCGGUCUGCUCGCUAAGACGCCCCUGGGCUACACGCGUCCCGUGAAGAGGAAUAAUAUUAGGAAGCGACGGAUUCAGAACCUCAUCUACGACGCGCUCGAGAGACCACGAGGAUGGGCGCUGCUCUACCACGCGUUUGUGUUUCUGAUUGUUUUGGGAUGCCUGAUUCUGUCCAUUUUAACAACGUUCAAAGAGCAUGAGAAAGAUUCGGCUCACUGGCUGGUGAUUCUGGAGACAUUCACAAUCUUUAUUUUUGGAGGCGAGUUUGCAUUGAGGAUAUGGGCCGCCGGCUGCUGCUGUCGAUACAAGGGCUGGAGAGGACGGCUCAAAUUCGCCCGCAAACCGCUGUGUGUCCUGGAUAUCUUUGUACUGAUUGCUUCGGUGCCGGUGGUUGCCGUACGAAACCAGGGAAAUGUGUUGGCCACGUCGCUGCGCAGCCUGCGCUUCCUGCAGAUCCUUCGAAUGCUACGAAUGGACCGCCGUGGAGGCACCUGGAAACUGCUGGGAUCUGCAAUAUACACACACAGCAAGGAGCUGAUUACAGCGUGGUACAUCGGCUUCCUGUCAUUGAUCCUGGCUUCCUUCCUGGUGUACCUGGUUGAGAAGGAUGAUGUCACUAUAGAGCCAUCAUACAGCGAGGGCCCCUCCCCAACUCCAGAGCCGCAGGACUUUGACACCUAUGCAGACGCCCUCUGGUGGGGACUGAUCACCUUGACAACUAUUGGUUACGGUGACAAGACCCCAAAGACGUGGGCGGGGCGUCUUCUGGCUGGGACCUUUGCUCUUAUCGGUGUGUCGUUUUUUGCUCUUCCAGCCGGCAUUCUGGGAUCUGGUUUUGCCCUUAAAGUCCAGCAGAAACAGAGGCAGAAACAUUUCAACCGUCAGAUUCCAGCCGCGGCCUCUCUAAUACAGACGCUGUGGAGAUGCUACGCCUGUGAGAAGUCGGACGGCUGCACGGCCACGUGGAAGAUGUACGUGCUGACGGGGGACUACAUCCCCAUCAUAAACUCAGAGAACUCCAGCCCGGGCAACUUCAGACGACUGAGUAAGCGGUACAAGCGGAAGCCGAAGGUCACGCGUGAUAACGGUUCUCUGGGUCCCGGAGGAGAACGAGCCCUCUCCAUCCCACAGAUCACCUACGACCACAUCGACGACAAAGACGCCGUGUUUUCUGAGGAGUCCUCUGGUAGGGCAGGUUCUCUGUGCUCCGUCAACCGCCAGCGCUCGUGGUCGGCUUUCGCUCUCAGCUGUCCGUCUUCUCCAGUUAAGAAAAAACUGGACGGCCCUGAUAUCUCACGAAACAACAGCCUGGUGGAUGAGCUGGACUUCACGGCUGAAGACGUUGCUCUUCCUGUGGUUACAGACGCUUCACAUCUGUUGAGAAGCCCGUUUGUGGCGAAGGAGGAAGAAUCAGUCUGUACUCAGCACCUGAAUACAACCAGACUUUCCCACGCACACAGAUCCGCCGUCAAGGUCAUCAGACGGAUGCAGUACUUCGUGGCACGCCGCAAAUUUCAGCAAGCGAGGAAACCGUACGACGUGCGGGACGUGAUCGAGCAGUACUCACAGGGACACCUGAACAUGAUGGUCCGCAUCAAAGAGCUCCAGAGGAGGUUGGAUCACACCUUGGGAAAACCGGGCAUGUUCCUGCCAGAGAAAGGUGUGGAUAAGGAGUAUUUUACAGUGGGAGCCCGACUCAUCCGACUGGAAGAUAAGGUACAAUAGACCAAAAAGUGAGAUUCUCCGAGUAUUAGUCCACGUUCCCUGCUUGCACUGAUCUCUGUUGCGGUGCGUGCCUCGCUCCAGUCUGUUGUGUUUGUGGAGGAAGCCAGACUGAUUGAGAUUUGAGGAUUUUCAGAGAUAACGUGACGCAGAUCUUGGAAAGAAUCUCAGCGGGCGCUCUGGAGCUUGGGUAUCUUUUUCAGAAAGCGCGUAUCUGAUGCGAGUCUCGCUGGAGAUAAACCCUGACUAGACGAUCAGCACCC
Molecule: messenger RNA, 3014 nt
Organism: Puntigrus tetrazona (Sumatra barb)
Lineage: Eukaryota; Metazoa; Chordata; Actinopteri; Cypriniformes; Cyprinidae
Product: potassium voltage-gated channel subfamily KQT member 3-like
Exons: 19
Coding region: 865-2754 (629 amino acids)
Biological process (GO): potassium ion transport; transmembrane transport
Cellular component (GO): membrane
Molecular function (GO): voltage-gated potassium channel activity
Source: RefSeq, a predicted model, not a curated record